AUAGGUCAGGUCUCAGUGAAAGGGGGUCUCUUUUUCGCACAUGCGGAACUCCACAAGAAUUCUGGACCGAGAGUGGGCGGAGGAAGCGGAACGCAAAGUAUCGCGUGUCUGGCCAAACGUUUUCUUGUUGAGUUUGCAAAGCCCGUCCCGUCGGCUCCCCGUGCCGCCGUCCUUCGCGCGCCGGCAUCUGGCCAACAGCUGAAAGGCAUUAGCUUCGCUUCCUCUGCGCUCCUCCGCCCGCGUUUCCAGGCACGUGGGAUAUCUGAAUCCAUCCGGAAAGGAACCGCGGCGCGCACUUUCCACAAUGAAUCGUGCCUUCAACAGGAAAAAAGAAAAAUCAUGGAUGCACACGCCCGAGGCGCUGGCCAAGCAUUACAUAGCCUACAACGCCAAGUUUCUUGGUAACACUGAAGUGGAGGCCCCAAAAGGAACGGAGGUUGUCAAGGAUGCCGUGAGAAAGCUCAAGUUUCAGAGGCACAUCAAGAAGUCGGAGGGACAGAAAACCCCAAAGGUCGAGUUGCAGAUUUCCAUUUACGGUGUGAAAAUUCUCGACCCCAAGACAAAAGACGUGCAGCACAACUGUCAGUUACACAGAAUAUCCUUCUGUGCGGAUGACAAAACAGAUAAACGGAUCUUCACCUUCAUUUGCAAGGACUCCGAGUCCAACAAACACCUGUGCUACGUGUUUGACAGUGAAAAGUGUGCCGAGGAGAUCACGCUCACCAUCGGCCAGGCCUUCGACUUGGCCUACAAGAAGUUCCUGGAGUCGGGAGGCAAAGACGUGGAGACCAGGAAGCAGAUUGGAAGUCUGCAGAAGAGAAUUCAAGAGCUGGAAACAGAAAAUUCUGAGUUGAAGCAGCAGCUCCAAGAUCUGGAACAGCAAUUGAUGAUGGCACACGUGCCCGCACCAUUCUAUCUCAACGAAGCUAACGACGCGUACGUGCUGCAGAGGCCUUCUUCUCUCUUCUGGUGUCACGACCUCAACUCUUGUCUGGAGAUCUCCUCUGUCACCCUCACGCCUAUGAGCUCGCCAGAGUCCAACCUGUCUGCCGGCCUACUAACCCCGCCGCCCGCCAAAUGCACUUUCCUUCCUCCUAAAGCGCCCGAGGGAUGCGGCGUCCCGCGACCUCGCACGGGGAGCGUCUCGGUGCAAGCGCAGUCGACAGACGUUUUCGAUAUGGUCCCCUUCUCCCCGGGGACCGUGCUGGUGCCCACGCAAGCCAGCAACGGCUGCCCCGUGCCUCCAACCGCACUGCCGCCAAACAUAGUCGCUGUGAUGUCUGAAGGGAAAGACCUGUUUGGGGCGGAGCCAUUUGAUCCCUUCACCUGUGGGUCAGCUGACUUCCCUCCAGAUAUUCAGUCGAAGCUGGAUGAAAUGCAGGAGGGCUUCAAAAUGGGACUGACCCUAGAGGGCGCUGUCUUCUCUCCGGACCCCCUCGAUGGCCGCUGCUGAUUGCCCCAGAAGAGGGCGGAGGGUUUGUGGUCAUCUUCUUCCUUGAGCCCGUUUAUACGAUUUUUGUACAAGUGCCAAAAUCCACUCCCAUGUUCGAGUGGGACUAUCACCCUUUUUUUGUUUUGCUCCCCCCAUCUAGAAAUUUCUACAUGCAUUUACAUUUACAUUGUUUUGUUGUGUUCGAAAUUUUCUGGUCCGCAGCAUUGUGGGAAGAGACAUAUUUUUCUAAAAACUGGAAAUGAUAGUUUGGACUACAUUUGCUUUUGUACAGUGCAUGACAGUUGUGCAGGGCUCAUUAUGUCACAUGGUACACUCACUUUUGAAGUUAGACGUCAGGUGGAGACACUUGUCACGUGACACAUGUGACCUUUCAUCAAAGUACACAUAUUGCAAAAACGUAGUAUAUCUUUUGAUUUUCUUCUUCCCAAUUUCACACAAAUUUGCUCUUGGCUUUAUUGCUGUCUAACUGUCUUGCUUGCACCUCGAGGCACUUUUUGGACCGGGGGCACUUACUGUAUGUAAUGUCACUACGCAGUGAAAUGUCCAUUAUUUUUACUUUUGGGCUCUUUGUUCAGUUGUGUCGCACUUAUUAAAAAUAAAAUGUUCCUGUAAAAAAAAAAA
Messenger RNA from Hippocampus comes (tiger tail seahorse), 2074 nucleotides. It is a transcript of the gene gulp1a, whose product is annotated as GULP PTB domain containing engulfment adaptor 1a. Lineage: Eukaryota; Metazoa; Chordata; Actinopteri; Syngnathiformes; Syngnathidae. The record is from RefSeq and is a predicted model, not a curated record. The transcript is spliced from 12 exons. Bases 305 to 1453 code for a protein of 382 amino acids.